AUAAACCUUAAACCCUAAAAUUCAAAGGGGAGGAUUUCAGGGUUUGAGGUUUUCAUUUGGCUUCCUUGAUUCGCAUUUCUUGGUAAAUAGUUUCAAUUUCAUUUCAAUCGAGUGGUUUCUAGAAACCUCGAGACGACAUUGUUUCAGUUGUGUGCUGCAAUUGAUUAUGUGUGAGAUCCGAAACUGCAGAAAUUGAGAAAUGGCUUCCAGAGCGAUCUUCAGGAGGAACAGAAUCCUCACCGACUAUGUAACGGCGUCGUCUCGCGCCAGCCCUGGAUUCCAGUGGCUCGGGCAUUCCCAUGGCGCUCAGAAAUUGGAGUCCAAGGGUUUCAGCAGUAUCCUCACGCUUAAGAGCAGCAGCAACAACGACGAUGAUGAUAAAGUUUCCAUCGCAAAGGACGAGUUCCGGCGAUUGGGGUAUGUCUAUAUCUCGCCGAUGGGGAUACAUCAUCGGCGGAUGUCGCAGGCGAUUCGAAAUGCGUCUACAGCUGCAGCGGCGGCGACGCCCGUUAAGGCGACUGAGCGGGGCAGUCCCAGUGAUGACGAGGAGAACGAGCGUUUGGCUGCCAAGAAAAGAAAGGAGGCAUCUCCGGAGGACUGCGAUCAAGCCGUUCAGGGAUUGAGCACUGCAAAAGCCGCCAAGGCGAAGAAGUUGCAAGAAUCUCAGAAGUACAAGGCUGUCAAACCCAUGUUGCAGAAAGUUUGGGCCACCAUCCUGGGAAUUGGCCCUGCUUUGAAAGCUGUAGCUUCCAUGAGCAGGGAAGACUGGGCCAAGAAACUUGUUCACUGGAAGAAGGAAUUUAUAUCCACGUUGCAGCAUUAUUGGUUGGGUAUUAAGCUACUGGGUGCCGAUAUAAGGAUUUGUUCGAGGUUGCUGCUAAAGCUUGCUGGCGGCAAGACUCUCUCUAGAAGGGAGAGACAACAGCUCACCCGCACAACGGCUGAUAUCUUUAGGCUAGUUCCCUUGUCGGUUUUCAUCAUUGUUCCUUUCAUGGAAUUUUUGCUGCCAGUAUUCCUCAAAUUGUUUCCCAACAUGCUGCCAUCAACUUUUCAAGACAAAUUGAAGGAAGAGGAAGCAUUGAAAAGGAGGCUAAAGGCAAGAAUAGAAUACGCUAAGUUCCUUCAAGACACGGCCAAAGAAAUGGCAAAGGAAGUUCAAAACUCAAGGAGUGGAGAAACUAAGCAAACUGCAGAAGAUCUAGAUGAAUUUUUAAACAAGGUUAGAACUGGUGCACGUGUUUCUAACGAGGAGAUCUUGGGGUUCGCCAAGUUGUUUAAUGAUGAACUUACCCUAGAUAACAUCAGCAGACCUCGGUUAGUCAGUAUGUGCAAAUAUAUGAACAUCAGCCCUUAUGGAACAGAUGCAUAUUUGCGAUAUAUGCUCCGGAAAAGACUCCAGCGGAUUAAGGCUGAUGAUAAGUUAAUUCAAGAAGAAGGUGUGGAAUCCCUUACAGAAGAUGAGCUGCGCGAGGAAUGCAGGGAGCGCGGAAUGCUUGGUUUGCGUUCUGUGGAAGAUAUGCGCCAGCAGCUUCGUGAUUGGUUGGAUUUGUCUCUCAAUCACUCAAUGCCAUCUUCACUUUUGAUCCUUUCCAGGGCCUUCAUUGUGUCUGGAAGGUUGAUGCCAGCUGAUGCUGUUCGAGCUACACUGUCUUCUCUGCCAGAUGAAGUGGUGGAUACUGUUGGUGUUACAUCAUUGCCCUCUGAAGACUCUGUAUCUGAAAGGAGAAGGAAAUUGGAGUUCCUUGAGAUGCAGGAAGAAAUGAUCAAGGAGGAGGAAGAGAAAGAGGAGGAAGAGCUAGCCAGAAUGAAGGAAUCUCAGGCCAAAGAAGAGGAUAAGGCAUUGAAAGAGAUGAUUAUUCCAACAGCCAAAGAAGCACAAGACCAAGCCAGGGCUAGGACACUAGAAAAGCAAGAGAAGCUCUGUGAAAUAAGUCGUGCAUUGGCUGUUUUGGCUUCUGCAUCUUCUGUGAGUAGAGAGCGUGAAGAGUUCCUGAGGCUUGUCAAUAAGGAGAUUGAACUUUACAAUAGUGUGGUGGAUAAAGAGGGUACAGAUGGUGAAAAGGAUGCCUUAAAAGCAUAUAAAGCAGCUCGAGAUGAAAAUGACAGUAAUGCCGAGGCUGAAGGUGAUGAUGGGGGGGUUUCAUCAGCCCUCGUAGACAAGGUCGAUUCAAUGCUUCACAAACUUGAAAAGGAAAUUGAUGAUGUAGAUGCUCAAAUAGGUGAUCGCUGGCGGUUACUUGACAGGGAUUUUGAUGGGAAAGUAACUCCCGAGGAGGUUGCAGCCGCUGCGAACUACUUGAAGAAUACUUUAGGCAAGGAGGGUGUCCAAGAACUGAUAGGCAACCUUUCCAAAGAUAAAGAUGGGAAAAUUCUUGUGGAAGACAUUGUGAGAUUGGGCAGUCGGUCGGAAGAUGCAAACUCAGCAGAGGAGGAGGAGGAGGAGGAGGAGAAGAGAGUAUAGAGUAAGAUGGUAGCAUGCAUAAUUGCAUAUCCCUACUCUACUUUUGUCAUGAGAGGUUGAUUAUGCCUGAAUCAGAUUCUUAAUGGCUGUAGUUAUUGGCCAACAGUGGAUUUGGUUAGCUUAUGUCUUGUCCUGUCCUGCCCUAUCAUAUCCUAUCCAAUCCAAUCCUAUAGGUUUGGUUUUACAUACGUACAGAAGAGAAGUGCUUUUGAAUCUUCUGUUGGUUAAGCGAAAGACAUGAGAGAGAGAGAGAGAGAGAGAGAGAGAGAGAGAGAGAUGUUUUUGACUUAACAUAUAUAUUGAUGAUGAAGGGAAUUACAACCGAAGGGGUAAGGGAGAAAACUUAA
Molecule: messenger RNA, 2808 nt
Organism: Malus domestica (apple)
Lineage: Eukaryota; Viridiplantae; Streptophyta; Magnoliopsida; Rosales; Rosaceae
Biological process (GO): intracellular monoatomic cation homeostasis
Cellular component (GO): mitochondrial inner membrane
Molecular function (GO): calcium ion binding; ribosome binding
Source: RefSeq, a predicted model, not a curated record